AUGCACUUUACCAUCAUUUUCUGUUUCUGUGUGUCGCUGGCACACCCACUCUGGGUUAAAAAAGAUGUGAACCUAAUGGUGGCCCCCGUUGUAGUCAGUGGCCUUCUUGUCGAAGGGCAGACAUCCACUUUACAUUCGCCCGCAACUACUGAGGGGAUACCGACAACAUCGACUAUAUCUAAAACUACAACGUCACAGCACAGCUCGCCGACUACUGGAGGUGAGUUUUAUGAAGGUGCGGGCGGUAUCACGUACUCGCCGUACCAAAAAAGCGGCCAGUGCAAGACUCUGGAGAUGGUGAGAUCAGAUUUGGAAAGACUCCGGGGUUUCAGUAUUAUUAGGAUUUACGCGACGGACUGCGACAUAUUAAUGAACCUGAAAAAGUGCCUCUCAACGUCUCAAAAGGUAAUGGUUGGGAUUUGGGAUCUUGGCAAGGUUUCUCAAGGAGUGUCAGACAUUUCAACAACGUUUAACGGGGAUUUCGCUCGCGUCCAUUCCGUGUCAGUGGGCAAUGAGCUCGUAAACUCAGGCCAAGCUAGUGCGGAAGACGUACAAGCGGCCGUUUCCAAAGCGCGCGUGCAACUGCGUGAAAUCGGAUACCAGGGCCCCGUCGUGAGCGUGGACACGUUGGUUGCUGUGACGGCCAACCCGGCCCUGUGUGGCGUAUCCGAUUUUUUGGCGGUAAACUCCCAUCCGUACUGGGACGGCAACGUCGAGCCCAGCAAUUGCGGAGCAUGGCUCCAAAACCAAAUCGCCAAUUUACAAGCCAAAUGCGGCUCUCAAAAACCAAUUCUUAUCACCGAGAGCGGCUGGCCCAACGCCGGUGACACUAACGGCAAAUGUCAGCCGUCACAGGAGAACAUGCAAAGGUGCAUUCGGUCCAUCAACCACGUUGUUGGCCCGCAGGUACUGCUAUUCAGCACGUUCAACGACUACUGGAAAGACCCGGGCCCGAAAAACGUCGAGCAGCGGUGGGGAAUAUUCGGCGACCCAGCGUUCUAG
Molecule: messenger RNA, 1002 nt
Organism: Lachancea dasiensis
Lineage: Eukaryota; Fungi; Ascomycota; Saccharomycetes; Saccharomycetales; Saccharomycetaceae
Source: the annotation of a GenBank genome assembly